AGAAAGAAAGGAAAGAAGAGCGCCCAAACAGAAAGCAAAACCAAACCCAGGGGCAAAAAGGCCGCACCUCCACCUCCCCUCCCUCCUUCAUUUUGUCUUUUUCUGUUUUUUUUCCCCAGUCAUUCACUUUCUCAUCUUCUUGCUUCUUGUUCACAUCUUACCCCCAAGAAUCCGUUUCGUUCCUUUUUCUUUUCUUUCUUCUCGCGCUUAUUAGAGAGGUUCUUGCUCUCUCUUGGUAUUUGCUGGGCUAUCACAUUAACUCACUCUCCAGUGGUUAAAAAGCUUGGUAGAACUCUAAAUCCCAGCGCCAAAGGGAGUCAGUCAAGGCUGAGAAGAGUGCUAAGCAGACUCCUUUUAUUUUCCGAGUAAGAGGCAUGAACUAGAUCUUUUCUCCUUCCAGAUUUCGACGCAGCACUUCUCCCUUCCCCUUUUCCUUCUUCCAUUUCUCUUGUCCAUUUGGAAACUUCUGAGCUUGGGUACACCACAAAAGUAGAGUUUUUUUAAUAUGAAUUUUGUUUUGGAUGUGGUUGAUAGCUGUUCUUAGGCUGUCUAAAUCUGUUCCUGUAGUUGUAUCUCUCUUAAUUUAUCUGGUUACCUAUUUUUUGACAAGGAGAUUAUAUCUCUCUAGAUGAAGUGAAUCUUUAUUGCGCAGAGGUCAAAUCUGCUCUGCAUUUUGGGCAAACUUGUUUUCCUCCCUGCUCCAAAUUCCAAUUACUAGUUUUUGGUCACUUUCUCGCCAGUGAAUUUGUUGGGCCAUUUGAAUCUAAGAAGGAAAAAUAGUUACUUUCGACGUAGUAAUUGGGUUUAGCGAUUGCGGAUGUGGGUUGAGCGAUUGAGGGAGGAAUGUUUCUCCAUUUAUUUUAGCAGUUGUUUGGGGGUGGUGUUGAUUUUGGCAGAUUCAGAGUCUUGUUUCGUAUUAUCGUUUGUUCCCCCACCCACACUGUUUUCUUCUUUUGGUGGGUUCUUGCUGUGCCUGGCUGCCUGCCGACUUCAUCGACAAGUUUGUUAUCAUCGAAAUGGGUCUUUGCCUCAAUUGAAAUUCCUCUCCACUAUGGGGAUUUGAAUUUUUGCUCUCUUUUUAAAUCUCAAUCCUUUCUGCUCUUUCUCUCCCACCAAUUUCAUCUUUCUGUCUUUCCUCGCCACUUCCUUCCCCUUCUCUCUCUCUCUCUCCCAUCGCUGCAUCCACCUUUCGGUAACUUUCUUGCGCGACCCUCUUUGCUCUCUUAAUCCACCUCCUUUAUGGAUCGUUCUUCUUUUUGUUUUCAUUCUGCAUCAGAAGGCAAAUGCGAUUUGAUUUUUGGGUGGAGAUAUAAGAUCUUCCUUUUGAGUUCAUUUGAACAUUUCUCAUAGAGCUGACUUUGCGGGUUUUCUUUGGAAUGUAGAUGUUAUUAUCCAUGGAGGAGGGGAGUGAUUACAGGCCGUGGGAUGAGCUGAUACCAGAUGCGCUUGGUCUCAUCUUCGGCAAGCUGUGUUUGAAAGAGAUAUUAACAGUUGUUCCCAGGGUUUGCAAAUCAUGGAGCAGGGCAGUUUUAGGUCCCUAUUGUUGGCAGGAGAUUGACAUUGAGGAAUGGAGUGAAGUAUCCUUGCCAGAACAAGUCGAUCGUAUGCUCAGAAUGCUAAUCACUCGAAGCUCUCGUUCCCUCCGCAAGCUCUCUGUCACCAAUCUCCGCAAUGAUGCAAUGUUUCCUUUCCUCGCCGAACAUGCGGGUUCCCUUCAGACACUUAAGCUGCCAAGAAGCACGAUAAGCGACUCCAUAAUCGAGCAGAUUUCUGGAAGGCUCUCAAAUCUCACUUUCCUGGAUCUGAGUUACUGCAGCAAAAUUGAUGCUCGUGCCCUAGAGCUAGUUGGAAACAAGUGUAAACACCUUGAAGGACUCUGUCGGAACAUGCAUCCACUGGACAAAGCCGAUAAGGCGGUGCAAGAAGAUGAGGCCAAUGCAAUCGCCACCACGAUGCCUAGCCUAAAGCACUUGGAGAUGGCGUACCACCAGAUCAGCACCGAGAACGCUCUGAAGAUAUUAUCAAGCUGCACUGGUCUUGAGUACAUGGAUUUGAGAGGGUGUUGGGAUGUAGAGCUUGAUGACAAGUUCUUACUGGAGAAAUUUCCCAAGGUGAAGGUGUUGGGUCCGUUUGUGAUGGAUUAUUAUCAGAUGAAUAACUCGGAGGAGGAUGAGUGCUUUGAAUUCUCAGACGAGGACCUGGCAUGGGAAUUCAUACAUGGCGAGAUGGGGGGUUAUGAUUACGAGAGUUAUGAUGAGAUGUGGGAUGAUGAUGAAGGAAGGCUGGAGGAGCUGGAGCUAAGGUUUUAUGAAGGGAUUCAGGAUGCUGGAUUGUACGGUUGGCCUCCCUCUCCCUAGUAGUGUGCAGUAUUGAUUAUAGCCUUUGCUUGCCGAGUCAAUAGUUCUAGGUUGUGUAAGCUUUUUCAUCUCUGCUCUGUGUAACCCUAGGAAAAUAUGGCAUAAUGUCUCUCUUGUAAAAGUUCCUGCAUCAUAAACUCAGUGGAUACUACAAAUAUAAGUGUAGUUUGUUGUAUUCUAAGUGUGUUGUUACUGUUUUGUUUCUGGUAAUCGUGAAUGAUAGAGAAGCUCAUGGGAACAUUUGUCCUUAGUCCAGACUGCCACUGAAUUUCAACCCUCCCUAGGCAGCUGUUUCAUUGUUGUGGGAAAUGGAGGUUGGGGUAUAGCAAAUGAUAUUUAUGUGAUGGAGAUGGAGCAGGUGGGACUAGCUAGUAGCUAGGUGGGUACAUAGGCUCAUUGAAAUCUUGAAAACUGGUGCC
Molecule: messenger RNA, 2776 nt
Organism: Linum tenue
Lineage: Eukaryota; Viridiplantae; Streptophyta; Magnoliopsida; Malpighiales; Linaceae
Source: the annotation of a GenBank genome assembly